CCGGCGCAGUUCAACAAUGGCUGAAACGAAGGCUAGAUGUCACUGCUCUGUUCCACUUUGUAAAUCGAACAAACAACGCCAACCCUACUUAAGUUUCCAUGGAUUCCCGACUGAAUUGAGUCUAAGGAAGAAGUGGAUUAAAGCGGUUCGCCGGGAUGAGGGGCCAAACUUUAAAAUAAAACAAGGUAGCACGUUUGUUUGUAGCCGGCACUUUAGUGAAUCAGACUACACUAACGCUACAGGUAGUGCUAGCAGGCUAGCGUUAGCUGACGUGGCUAACUUUACCAACCGAGGUCGCAUCAAGCGUCUGCAAAUCGGUUCUGUGCCCUCCCGUUUCCAGUGGAACAACUGGGGACUGCCAAGAAGGGAGUCUGCUUAUAAAAGAGCAUCAACUCGCUUAGGCCAUGACGUUUGUCCAGCCCUUCCUCUGGAGCAGCCCCUACCAUGUGAGGAAGAGGCGAUGGAGGAGGUCGCAGCUUCGGUGGUGAUGACAGAACAUGAUUACGGUUCUGCUCUUAAACCAGGUGCACUGGAUGCUGCUGCUGCACACAUACAGCAACUGGAAGACAAAAUCAAGGAGCUGACAACAGAGCUGUCACAGCUGAAAGUGGGUGAAGUGCAUUUUCACCGAUUUUGUGUCUCAGACAAGGACAUCCUUUUUUACACAAGAUUCACAGUUGCUGCAGGCUUGCAAGAGAAGGUGCUGGCUGACAUGUUUCAGGUCAGUGUGUCCACUGUCUCCCGUGUUGUUAUAACGUGGGCCAACUACCUUUACCUGCUCCUUGGCUCCCUUCCCAUCUGGAUGAGUAAACAGCAAGUCAAGAACACCAUGCCAAGCAAAUUUGUGCAGUACAGUCCAGAUGUUCGGGUAAUCAUCGACUGCACCGAGGUGCGAUGCCAGAAUCCAUCAUCCCUCACUCUCCAUCUCUUCACCGGCUCCAUCUCUGACCGAGAGCUGACUGAACAAAGUGGACUGCUGGACUUACUGGAGCCAGGAGAUGGCUGCAUGGCAGACAAGGGUUUCACCAUCGAGAAGCUGCUAGCUGACCGUGGGGCAAUGCUGAUUAUACCACCCUUCAAGAUGACAGCGCAGUUCACCAAAGAGGAUGCUCUAAAAACACAAGCAAUCGCCCGACUUCGAAUCCUCGUGGAAAGAGCAAUACGCAGAGUCAAGGAAUAUCGCAUCUGGGAACACACUCUCCCUCUAACCUUGUCUGGGACAGUCAACCAGCUGUGGACCGUCUGCUGUGUGAUGACCAACUUCCAGGGACCACUUGAUUUAAAAGGCUACAUCCCUGUUGAAUAGUGUUUCCCCCGAUCACAUGCAUUCAACUGUAUACUGAAUACAUUGUAUAUAUUGAAUGAGAUGUAUAUAAUGAAUGAGAAGUCAUUCAUCUAUAAUCAAUUGUAAAGGUCAGUCCAUCCUGAAAGUAUUCAAAUAAUGUA
Osmerus eperlanus (European smelt) is the source of this 1446-nucleotide messenger RNA. RefSeq lists its product as uncharacterized. The coding region runs from base 17 to 1306 and encodes 429 amino acids. The transcript has 5 exons. The record is from RefSeq and is a predicted model, not a curated record. NCBI's taxonomy places the organism in Eukaryota, Metazoa, Chordata, Actinopteri, Osmeriformes, Osmeridae.